Pygoscelis adeliae (Adelie penguin) is the source of this 1372-nucleotide messenger RNA. RefSeq names its product ribosomal modification protein rimK-like family member B (gene RIMKLB). Gene Ontology annotation, cellular component: cytoplasm. Gene Ontology annotation, molecular function: ligase activity, forming carbon-nitrogen bonds; metal ion binding; ATP binding. Bases 1 to 1161 code for a protein of 386 amino acids. Gene Ontology annotation, biological process: protein modification process. Lineage: Eukaryota; Metazoa; Chordata; Aves; Sphenisciformes; Spheniscidae. The transcript is spliced from 5 exons. The record is from RefSeq and is a predicted model, not a curated record.
AUGUGCAGUUCAGUUGCUCCCAGGCUGUGGUUCUUAACAGACCGUCGCAUCAGAGAAGAUUACCCUCAGCAGGAGAUCCUGAGAGCACUGAAGGCCAAGUGCUGUGAAGAGGAGCUAGAUUUCCGGGCCUUGGUGAUGGAUGAAGUGGUGCUGACCAUCGAGGAUGGAAAUCUUGGUCUCCGGGUGAAUGGGGAGCUCAUUACUGCUUACCCACAAGUGGUGGUUGUGCGUGUACCAACACCUUGGGUCCAGAGUGACAGCGAUAUCACAGUCCUUCGCCACCUAGAGAAGAUGGGCUGUCGAUUGAUGAAUCGUCCCCAAGCCAUCCUCAACUGUGUCAACAAGUUCUGGACGUUUCAAGAACUUGCUGGUCACGGUGUGCCUCUUCCAGACACUUUCUCAUAUGGUGGUCAUGAGAAUUUUGCCAAAAUGAUUGAUGAGGCGGAAGUGCUGGAGUUCCCUAUGGUGGUGAAGAACACGCGGGGUCACCGAGGUAAAGCUGUGUUCCUGGCACGAGACAAGCACCAUUUGGCAGACCUAAGCCAUUUGAUCCGUCACGAUGCCCCUUACUUAUUUCAAAAAUAUGUUAAAGAGUCCCAUGGCAAGGAUGUACGUGUCAUCGUAGUAGGAGGCCGUGUGGUGGGCACCAUGCUCCGCUGCUCAACAGAUGGGAGGAUGCAGAGUAACUGCUCACUUGGUGGUGUAGGCAUGAUGUGCUCACUGAGUGAACAAGGCAAGCAGUUGGCAGUCCAAGUGUCAAACAUCCUGGGGAUGGACGUGUGCGGCAUUGACCUGCUGAUGAAGGACGACGGUUCAUUCUACGUCUGCGAGGCCAAUGCAAAUGUAGGUUUCAUUGCCUUUGACAAGGCUUGUAAUCUAGAUGUAGCUGGUAUCAUAGCGGACUAUGCCGCUUCUCUCCUUACCCCCGGUCGCUUGACGCGGCGCAUGUCCUUGCUCUCUGUGGUGUCCACGGCAAGCGAGACUAGCGAGCCAGAGCUGGGCCCUCCAGCUAGUGCCGCUGUCGACAAUAUGAGUGCUAGCUCCAGCUCUGUCGACAGCGACCCUGAGACCACGGAGAGAGAGUUGCUCACCAAGCUCCCGGGGGCUCUAUUCAACAUGAACCAGCUAUUAGCCAAUGAGAUCAAACUUCUUGUGGAGUGAUGCCACAUGUAAAUAGAUGACCAACAGAACUCUCUCUUGUAAAUUUUUUUUUAAACCAACUUGCAAUGCUGUUUAUCAGAGAAGCUCAGAGGAAUGAGGAAAGGGGGGUGUGUCAAUCAAGAGAGCAAGAGUAAAAGGCACGUGUGCAGUGAUUGCUGCCCCUACUUUUUUGCAGAACAUAAAAUUGUGUUCAUUCUUCAGCAUCAGUUUU